AGGGCCCGCUGCCGGCCGGCGAGGGGGGCGGCGCGCCGCGGUGGCGGCGCCAGCGCAGCGUUGCGGCCUGUCCCUCCCCGCGGGGCGGGAGCGGCAGCGGCAGCGGCGCCUGGGCUGGCCGCGGCAGCGCGGGCAGAGCCCUGCCCCCGGCGCGGCUUCCCUUCGGCCGCCCCGGGCAGCCCCCUCUCUUCUCGUCUCUCCUCUCGUCUCCUCUCCCCCGCGGCCCCGCCGGGGGGAUGCACCCGGCCCCCUGGGGCAGCGCCUCCGCCCGCCGUCCGGCUCCCUGAGCGGCCUUCCCGCCCCGCCGCGUCCCUGCUUCUCCCCUCUCAGGUGCGGGCGGAGGCGGUGAGCGGGUGAAGCCCCCGCCCGGCGGCCUCCCCCAUGGUGGGCUUCGGGGCCAACCGGAGGGGCGGCCGUCUGCCUUCCCUUGUCUUCGUGGCGCUGCUGGUGGUGAUCGCCAUCCUCGCCUUCAACUGCUGGAACGCCUCGUCCCGCCAGGCCCUGCUGCAGGAGGAGGUGGCGGAGCUGCAGAGCCAGGCCAAGCGCACCGAGGUGGCACGGGGGCGCCUGGAGAAGAGGAACUCGGACCUGAUGGGCAAGGUCGACUCCCACAAGAAGCAGCUGGAGCAGAAGGAGGCCGACUACAGCCACCUGAGCAGCCAGCUGCAGGCCAGGGACGGCCAGGUGAAGAAGUGCGAGGACAGCAAGAUUAAGCUGCAGAACAACAUAUCGUAUCAAAUGGCAGACAUACAUCGUUUAAAGGAACAACUAGCAGAAUUACGUCAGGAAUUCAUUCGACAGGAAGAUCAGCUUCACGAGUACAAGAACAACAAUACUUACCUUACAAGGAGAUUGGAAUAUGAUAGUCUGCAGUGUGGGCAGCAGAUCAAGGAAAUGAGACUGCAACAUGAAGAAAACAUAAAGAAAUUAAUGGACCAAGUUGUGCAGGAACAAAAGGCCACGCAAAAAAUUCAGUCCAGCAAAGACACUGAAGUAAGUCCCCAUAAUGAUGACCAGGCAAUAUCUAAGACUGUUCCAGAGGCAGAAGAUAAAAACACAGUAAAGAAUGAGCAGCCAUCAGAUCGUGUUGUAAAUGGCAAAGAGAAAAUCAAACCAGGAGGAGAUGCAGGCAUGCCUGAAAUAGAAGAUAAUGACCCUGCUAAAGCUGAAGAUACUCCCACUGCUUUAAAGAAGCCACUUAUUUCAGCUUCUAAAAGUGAAGGUCAUCAACCUGUUAUAAAUCUUCCAACUGAACAGCCCCAUGCUCCAAAUCUGGCACCAGGUUUGCACAGUGACAAUGAUGGGAAUCCUGAUACUGUGAAGCAGAUACCUCCAAAUUCUCUCCAGCACUUAAAUUUUGAAGAAAAUGUGGAAAAUCAGAAAGAACACAAAAUUGAGACAGACCAUAUAAAAAUUCCAAAGAGCAGAGUUAGUGACUUGCAGAAGAUGAAGCAAAGCCGAUUCUUUGAUGAGAAUGAAUCCCCUGUUGAUCCGCAGCAGGGUUCUAAACUGGCAGAUUAUAAUGGGGAUGAUGGUAACGUGGGUGAGUAUGAGGCAGACAAACAGGCUGAGCUGGCUUACAAUGAGGAAGAGGAUGGUGAUGGUGGAGAAGAAGACGUCCAAGGCAUAAUGGAUUUAAUAUCUGGGAGUAAAGAUGAAAGAGUGACUUCUGGAAGCCUUUUCAUGAAGAACAGUCUGAGCAGUAUGAUGAAGAAAGAGAUCUACAAAAUGACCUUGUUGAUUAUGGCAAGCCACGCUUCAGUGAUGGUGUUCUUUAAGGCCUAAAUUAAGCAGGAAAUGUGGAUGAGGAGAGAUCUCAACUGAGGAACUUGAAGUGCUGCAAAACUGAACCAUUUUUACUUCUGUGUUUCUUACUUUAAAGGAAGCUGAUAAUAAAAAGUGAUGAGUAUACUCAAAGUCAGUGACGUAACAGAAGGAAACAGUUCUGUACAUAUGUACAUAGUUGUACUAUUGCAAAUUGUAUUAAAACUACAUUUUUGUUGUUACAUUGAGCCAAUUACUUAGACUGUACCUUAUCUGUAAUAAUCUUUACAUUUAAAACCGAUAUUAUAAAUAUGGGCUGAAUUGUUUCUGCAAUUUAGAAAACUUUGUAAACUGGAGAACUUGUACAGUUUGUAUCUCAUGUAACAAAUACACUGUGGAAACAAUGUACAGCCAAAGGACUCCUUUUCUACAGUAAUACCUGUAUGAGCAAAAAUACUGCUUUUCUCAUGAGUGCUGUGUUUUUGUAUUUUGCAGGUGAGCUAUCAGUUGAGAAUGAAAACUGAAUGUUUAAAAAAUUGCUCCUUCCUUAAUGUAACAGAGGAAAGGCUAUGACGGUCUUUGGAAGCAAGUACCAUUUUAAUUCUCAUAUACAGUGACCAAAUCUAGUAGCUAGAGCUGGAAAUCAGUGAUAUUAGGAUUUUUAAUAAUUUGAUACAUCCUGAAAAAGUUGUGUAACUAAUAGCUUAUUUUAAAAGGUAAUAUAAAUAAUUCAGCACAGCUUAUAGGAAAUCUUUGUGUUAAAGAGAGCAAGUGUGUUAGUGAGAAACAGGCAAGUCUACAUCAGCUUUGCAGGAACCUUACUGGAAGGAACAACCCCUACCCUCGGUAAAUACGUGGUAUGCACUGUUUCACUGUCUUGAGAGCAUCCAUCCUGUGUCACAGUCACUCAAGUUAAUUUACAAUUUAAUACUUUGAUACAGAUCUCUAAACAUCUGCCAUGUUCCAUGUUUUGAUUUUCUAUAUCGGAAAGUUUGUAAGUUAGAUACUUUUUGUAUUCUGUGUUUAAGCACUUUCUGAAUUUUAUGGAAAUGAUUCUGUUGAUCUACAGUAGUGGAAAUUACGGUUAUUAACCCAACCUGCUUCUCCAAAAGGGCUACUGUGAAAAGAAAUUAUAGGGCCAAUGACGUGGGUGAUUGUACUUUAUCUCUGUACUCAGGUUCCAGUUUGAAGUAACAGCUAAGGUUUGCUCAAUGCCAAUUCAGUGAACCUUUUAAAUAAAUUUCAACAGUCAUACAAUUUUUUUUUAACUUUUUUUUUUUUUUGGCUACAGGGAUCUUCUACUAAUCAGACUUAAAUAUACAAGAAGUAAAAAUUUCACAUUCUGGUGAUGCAUCUUAAGGUUUUUUUUUACUUAAGGCUUGAGCUCUUCAUUCCAUACUUCUGGGAGGCAGAUGGGGGGAAUAGCCCUUUGCAUGGUGUGAUGUACUUUCAGUUGAAAAUAAAAUGCUGAACCUGCUCAGAAUUAGAUACCAUACUAAUACCACACAAUGAGUAUGAACUUGUACCAGGAUUCUAAGAAUAGCAGUCUUCAGUAAAUACUGUAUUUAAGCACUACAAUUUUUUUUGUCUUAAAAUGUAAUUUCACCCUGAAUUAGGUGUUAACUUGAUUCUUCUAAUGAAAGCAACAUUUAUGGGUUCUAAUAAAUGAAGUUGUUUAAAGUA
This is a messenger RNA of Harpia harpyja (harpy eagle), 3447 nucleotides long. RefSeq names its product golgi membrane protein 2 (gene GOLM2). Bases 382 to 1785 code for a protein of 467 amino acids. The record is from RefSeq and is a predicted model, not a curated record. Lineage: Eukaryota; Metazoa; Chordata; Aves; Accipitriformes; Accipitridae. The transcript has 11 exons.